AAUUUGUAAGGAUUAUUAAAUUUUCUUCUUCAUAGAAAUAAAUUUUCUUAAAAAAAAGGUUUAUUUUAGGACCUAAAAAGCUCAAAAAUUUCUCAAAAGAAAAAAAAAGCUCAAAAUUAUCUCCAAUGGCGGACAUGGAAGCAUAGCAGAGCUAUAGCUUAGUAUUAUUUCUCAGCUAAUCUUUCUCAAGAUGAAAACUUUUUCCCCUUCUUUCACAACAAACACUCAUCUUCGACUAUUAUUGCCUCCAAUUUGUAGAUUCAAUUCCUCGUGGCCAACACAAAGUUCGAUUACUCUUCUCCGAUCUAGCUUCUGCAAUUCCAUAUCUCUGAGCUCGAAUUUCAAGCCCUACCGGUUGUUGGUGUUCUCUGCUCCGAGUUCCUCUCAAUCGACAUCGGAGGGUUCGAGUGAAGAGCUUGAUGGAGUUAAGAACGAAGGAGCUGAAAUUGAAUGGCGUGUGGAAGUGGGAAACCCUAGACUUUCGAUUCCAUCGAUGGGGAAAUUGAGCUUGAGUGAUCAGGCUUUCUUUCUUCUUGUUUUCAUUGCUUGCACGACUUCUAUGGCAUUUAUAAGCCUUGUAGCUGCAGCUGUUCCAACUCUGUAUGCGAUGGGGCGGGCUGCAACAGCUCUUUCAAAGCUAGCAGAUACAGCUCGUGAGGAACUCCCUAGCACAAUGGCAGCGGUUAGGCUCUCGGGCAUGGAAAUCAGCGAUCUUACAUUGGAAUUAAGUGAUCUUAGUCAAGAAAUAUCUGAUGGAGUCACUAAGUCUACUCAAGCAGUACAAGCAGCAGAAGCUGGAAUUCGACAGAUUGGGGUGCUUGCUCGGCAACAGACUAUGUCGAUGAUUCAAGAAAGAGCGAGUCUGCCUAUAAUAUCUUUACAACCAGUGGUUGUUGGUGCUGCUAAGAAGACUUCUCGUGUUGUUGGCCGAGCUACAAAAUCCUUAAUGAAUAUGAUCUCGGGAGGGAAUAACUCCGAGGCUCAAGAAGAAGAAGAAGAAGAUGACAGCCGAGUUGCUACUACAGAUUCAUAGGACCUUUUUGUGGUCUUUUCGAAAACUAUUAGAGCUGAAGAUUCUUAGAAACUCUCUUCAUAAUCUUCAUAUCCAACUUUGAUUUCUGUUUAUUAUUUAAAAAAUUAAGUUGGAGAUGAAGGCAAUUCAUGGUGUUUGAAUCAUAAAUUAUGCUCUUUGUAGUUGUACAUAUACAUCAUAAUGUAAAGACUAGUAAGUUAUCAAAUGUUGAAAUUUGUUAUAUGACUAAUAAUAUCCAAAAAAACCCAAAUAAAGUUCAUCAAUUAUAUUAAAA
Cannabis sativa is the source of this 1307-nucleotide messenger RNA. RefSeq lists its product as uncharacterized. The transcript has 5 exons. Lineage: Eukaryota; Viridiplantae; Streptophyta; Magnoliopsida; Rosales; Cannabaceae. The record is from RefSeq and is a predicted model, not a curated record. The coding region runs from base 191 to 1033 and encodes 280 amino acids.